AUGACUGCCAUGCUAAUCGUCUCGUGCUUUCAGGCUCUCGUCGCAGCUCAUGACGAGGUCCGAGACUGUAUGAUCGACCUCGACAUUGAUGCCUACCUUACUAAGAGAUGGCGUCGCCGCAAGCGCGUCAAGUACACGAGAAGACUAGCGGUUUACAAGGCCCAGCGAAAGGCAGUACUCAAGAUUGAGAUGGAAGUCAUCCGGGGCGAUUUGACAUGUCUUGGAGUUGGUAGAAUCUGCCCAGCGGAAAGAGCAUGGGGCAACGAUAACCCGCCAACGAGCACCCCCACAUCUGAGGGCAUGAACGCACAAGACAUCGCGGCCGUGACAAAAAUUGUGUCAGUCGCGCUUGAACAUCUGGACACUCGCGAAGUUGAGGAACAACCCAAGACUGCGGAAGACUACCAGUUGCUCCUGAAGAAGAAGGAAGAACUCAUGACCUUGUACAACCGGGUCUUACAGGUGCUUAACUUCACUCGACUACGGCGCGAAGGGGAAUCUCAAGCUCCAACAAUCGAAGCGGUUGAUGAGCUUGGGACGGGUUAUUCAACAUUGCUCAGGGGCGUUGAGUCUGUUCUCGCACGAGUCAUUGUGUGGAUUGAAGAGUACGAACACGACAACGGGAUCAACACUGGUGUUUCGGGGAGUUCAUCUGCGCGUACGCCCUGA
Molecule: messenger RNA, 669 nt
Organism: Colletotrichum paranaense
Lineage: Eukaryota; Fungi; Ascomycota; Sordariomycetes; Glomerellales; Glomerellaceae
Exons: 3
Coding region: 1-669 (222 amino acids)
Source: RefSeq, a predicted model, not a curated record